Messenger RNA from Aspergillus udagawae, 369 nucleotides. RefSeq lists its product as uncharacterized. NCBI's taxonomy places the organism in Eukaryota, Fungi, Ascomycota, Eurotiomycetes, Eurotiales, Aspergillaceae. The transcript is spliced from 2 exons. Bases 1 to 369 code for a protein of 122 amino acids. The record is from RefSeq and is a predicted model, not a curated record.
AUGCCUCUUGCAAGCUCAGAAUGUUACUGCAACCUGCACCUAUGGUGGCCCUACACCACUGCCACCAAUUACACCAUCACUCGACUCGCCCUCUAUAAGUUGAACAUCACAGUCGACUCUCUAUGGACAGAAAACGCAAAGAUCUUCAAUCUGUCUUCGCCAGACGAGGUCCUGCCAGCCAACUCGUAUCUCAAAGUCCCGCAAUGUAUGCCCAGCGUUUGUACCAUUACCGCAUUCGAAUUCACCUACGGCGAGUUCAAGACCUGGCGGAGAAAUAUGCUCAGCUUUGGGAACAAUCGCAGACGAAGCCCUGGGGCUGUCCUACCCCAUAAUUACACUGCCUGUCGGGCGCAGGGCGUUGGUCGAUAA